AUUUAAUCAUAAUGUCCAAUAAAACUGUAUAUCCUUGGUAAAAAUAUUCUGCUAACCCUUUAAUUGUAAAAGAUGAUGUUGGAAAAGCAAAACCAAAUACUUAUCCAAUUCCAAAUUGUGCAUUUGGUACUAGAACAGUUCCAGGAAAGGAAGAAUCAUUAGGAGAAGUACUAUGUCAUAUGGAACAUUUUGCUUCAAUGGAUAUUAGACCAGAGAAAGAUUUUAAAAAAACAAAUAUAAUGAGUAUUAAACGUAAUUUGUGUACGGCUAAAGAAUUCUAAGAAUUCAGAUAGUCACAUGAUAUUAGAUAAAAGGUUGUGUAAGGAAAACCAAAAAUUACAGAAACUCCUAAAUAGUAAGUAUUCGGUAGAAAAAAUCGGUAUAAAAUUCAUUCUUAUAACUAAGCACUCCAUCACCAAUAAAAAAUGUUUUAGCAUAUGAUUAUGGUGCAGUAGCUGCAAAAAAAUAAGCAGAAGCAUAUACAUCUAGACCAUCUACAGCUAAGAGUAGAAUUUCAGUAGAAACUAAAUCAAGUAAAUUACUCAAGGAAACAAUUAAGAAGAAUCACUUAAUGCAAUCUUAACCAGAACAAUUAAAAAAGCUAUCUUAAUUUGCUAAUGUUUAAGCUAAAACUAAAACUAGAUAUUGAAUUAUUUAUUAU
This is a messenger RNA of Paramecium sonneborni, 661 nucleotides long. The record is from the annotation of a GenBank genome assembly. Lineage: Eukaryota; Ciliophora; Oligohymenophorea; Peniculida; Parameciidae.